Molecule: messenger RNA, 925 nt
Organism: Canariomyces notabilis
Lineage: Eukaryota; Fungi; Ascomycota; Sordariomycetes; Sordariales; Chaetomiaceae
Exons: 1
Coding region: 217-702 (161 amino acids)
Source: RefSeq, a predicted model, not a curated record
CAGCACCCGGCCGUAUGGUCAUUUCCCCGAGCAAGGGACCGCCCGGCAGCGCGCAGACACGAGAGGCGGGAUCGCGCGUCUUUAUGUUCAGCUGGAGCCAGCGGAGAAGUUCAGACAAACGCACUUCUGUCCAAGCCGCGGCAUGUGCAGGCCGGGAAAGCCCCUGCAUAGACAAUCAGUAAGAUCCCUGAUGGUUCCCAAUUGCCCCACCGCCCUAUGCUUCUCACGAUCGGGCAAUUUGACAACCGACAGCGACCUUGCUCAGAGGGAUCUGCCGGGUCGACGACAACAGCGCAAACGAGGUCUCAAACGGGAGGGGAACAAUUGGGAUGUCAAUGGAUGCGAGUUCGACAUCGCGGAACCAGAAACAAACCCUCGGCUGCAGUGUGCUUAAGAAGGAUCGCCCGUAGCAAUGCGACAGAGCGCAAUUGGCACACGGGCCAUCCUCUCCCUUCCUGGAGCAUGGAUGCAGAAAUGGCGUUGGCAUUCCCAUCCCUGUCGAUUUCCUGCAUGGGAUGCAACCCCCUUGCUGAGUCCCUGCGAGCCAUAUUGGGGCCAAGGUGGUAUGAUGGAGGAAAAGCACUGCACGACAAAGACCACGAGGCUCAGCCCGAUGCAACUCACCUAGUUUUCCCGAUUCUUAUUUUUCCAUUCUGCUGCUUUUCUGCUUCUUAUUCUUCUUCUUUUCCUUUUUCCCCCUAGUUGUACAUCCCGUGGAAAAAGAAAGAGGUCCUAAAAGGGCCGCUCGGGGGUUUUUCGUCAUGAUUCAGAAAAUGGGCCUUUUUUGCCAACGGGAACGGACACGAGGAAAUUGACGAGAAUAUCCCUGGUCGUCCCAGCAUGUGGCAUUUUGCGGAGAGAAGCAAUCUCAUCUGGAUGAUCGCCAACAAUCUCUUGACCCUGGUUGACAAUUGAGAUGAAUGAG